Messenger RNA from Heterostelium album PN500, 501 nucleotides. RefSeq lists its product as uncharacterized. The coding region runs from base 1 to 501 and encodes 166 amino acids. The transcript has a single exon. NCBI's taxonomy places the organism in Eukaryota, Evosea, Eumycetozoa, Acytosteliales, Acytosteliaceae. Gene Ontology annotation, molecular function: protein dimerization activity. The record is from RefSeq and is a predicted model, not a curated record.
AUGACAAGUUCACCACAUUCACAGCGCACUUCUUGGAUAAAGAUUUUCAAUAUGUGUCCAACAACACCUACUACAACAACAUCACCCGCUAAAGUCACACCUCAAAUAGAUUUAUCACCAGUGUCAUUUAAUCCAUUUUAUAGAUAUAGUAAAGAUCCACAACCAAUAGAGCUUAAUGUAGAUAUACUCAAGAAGCAAUUAAUGGAUUUCCACAAUUAUCAGUAUGUAACUGAAGAAGAAGAGAGACUAGGCAAAUAUUCUAAUCCUGCAAUUUUCUGGUCGCAAAAUAAUCACCUAUUUCCAUAUGUUGCUCAACUUGCUCGCAAAUAUAUGUGUGUUCCUGCUUCUUCUGUGCCUUCUGAAUCUGUAUUCUCUAAAGCUAAUUAUAUAUUUUCCGAAAGAAGACAAUCAAUGCUAAGUAGUACAUUAAGAGAUUGUGUCUUAUUGUAUUGCAACAAAUCUUUAUUUACAAAUGCCAACAACAAUAAUAACAACAAAUAA